ACAGUGCAGGCAUGGCGGCGCCCUGUGAAUACAAACACGACGCGCGAGCUUUUGUUGACUGUUGUUUUAACACAGUGCAUUUGUAGUCGAGAUGCUCGGAAACCAUUCUCUGAAUUCAAUAAAACACAAACACUAAGGACGACUGCGUGUUCUGUAAGAGCCAGAGCACAAGACACGUCUGACACAAGUUAAAGAAACAACAGGCCACUGUACACAUAUUUAUCCUUAAAGACAGGAUGUCCGGUGUUGCUCAGAGUGGUGAGGGUGCUGCAGGACAGGACGCAGAGGCUGAUGGAGAACCUCCUCAUAAAGCACAUAUUCAAGAAAGACUGGAAGAAGAAGAGGAACCAGCAGCCAAACAGCCUCGACUUCAGCAGGAGGAUGUGGCUCUUGAUUUCCCUAUGAUGGAGAUACCACUGGAGCCUUCAAAGGACAAGAGCGAAAGCCAAGGUACUGCUGGGAUUGAAGAGGAAGUGUCCUGUCAUCAGACUGAUGAACCAAUACAUGUUGCGGAACAUGAGGAGAUAGAAAGAGACGUAGAAUGGCAUCAAAACGGAGCAGAGAGCAGAGAAAUGCUGGACCAGACUGAAGAGAAUACAGCAGAUGAGUCUGAGAAGAACAGUCCAGAAGCUGAGCAGCACUAUCAAGGCCUGGACUUCAGGCAGAAUCCUCAGAUGCUGACGGGAUCAUGGGCCGAGUACACGAACACAGCUGAGAAUUACCUCAGAGGCUGCAAAUGGGCUCCAGAUGGUUCCUGCAUUGUGUCUAACAGCGCUGAUAAUGUUCUCCGGGUGUAUAACCUCCCACCCGAGCUGUACAGCAGCCAAUGGGACUUGCUUUCUGAGAUGAGUCCUGUGCUGAAGAUGGCAGAAGGAGACACCAUCUAUGACUACUGUUGGUUCCCCAAGAUGACUUCUACUGACCCAGACACAUGCUUCAUUGCCAGCAGUAGCCGAGACAACCCUGUCCACAUAUGGGACGCCUUCUAUGGGGACCUUCGUGCAUCUUUUCGACCCUACAACCACCUGGAUGAGCUGACAGCGGCUCAUUCUCUGUGUUUCUCUCCUGACGGCUCUCAGCUCUACUGUGGCUUUGAUAAAAUUGUCAGGGUAUUCCACACCGACCGUCCUGGCAGAGACUGCGAGCAGCGGCCCACCAUGGUCAAGAAACGGGGUCAGACUGGCAUUAUCUCAUGCAUUGCCUUCAGUCAGUGCCAGUCCAUGUAUGCCUGCGGCUCGUACUCCCGCUCGGUCGGCCUUUACUCUUGUGAUGAUGGCUCUCUGCUGGCUCUGUUGCCCACUCGACACCACGGAGGCCUUACACACCUGCUGUUCUCACCCAACGGCUAUCACCUGUACACAGGCGGGCGAAAGGAUUCAGAGAUCUUGUGUUGGGACCUCCGAGAUCCAGGACAGGUUUUGUUCUCCAUGCAGAGGAAUGUCAAUACAAACCAGCGCAUCUACUUUGACCUGGACCAAUCCGGACAGUAUCUACUGAGCGGGGACACUGACGGGGUGGUGUCAGUGUGGGACACUUUUACAGCGCUGCCUGAUGGGAAUGAGGAGAUACUAAAGCCACUGCUGCAGUUUCAGGCACACACUGACUGUACUAAUGGUGUCAGUGUCCAUCCUUUCAUGCCAUUGAUGGCUUCGUCCAGUGGUCAACGUAAGUUCUUCUGGCCGUCUGACAGUGAGGACUCGACAUCUGAUUCAGAGGAAGGGAACGUGAUGCCAACUAACGGCGUUCGGCCGGACAAUGCUCUGGUGCUAUGGUGGGCCGGCCCAGUGGCCUCAACCAAUGAGACGAGGCAGGAGGAGGAGCCAGCAGUUAUUGACAGCUAAAACUUUUGAUUGUUAAACUGCACUCCUGACUGACCCGUAAUCUACUGCCAAACCUAUAAUGCUGAUUGUUUAAGGUUAAGAAUGGUAAGAUUGUACUUUUGCACCAUUUUUAAUUGUACUAUAGUCAUUUAAAAAAAAUAAUAAUCUUCCAACCUUUUGUACAAACAUUUAUUUUUUUGUUGUUGCUGGGUUUGUAAAGCUUAAUCUAUAACGGUGUAAAAGUCAAAUCGUUCUUGACAGCAAAUUAUGAUUCACAUCACCUGGAACACUGAUCUGAAAUAUGAAUAAUUCAUUCGUAGAUUUCAUUUUAUUUGGACACGUCCCUAAAAUGAUGUUUACAGUCUGUUUACUAGCAAUUCUUCAUAGAUCUGCCGUCUCUGCUGGACUGUGAUGACUCUCAGGUUCAUGAUUUCGGAGAGCAGCCUUUUCUGAUUUGUUUCGGGUUUGUUUUCCUUUCGCCGCUAAAGCUGGUUUUUCAGGAAACGUGUUGAGACUUGUCUCGGACUAACUUUAAAAACACAGUAGUUAUUUCAGCAGCAGGUUUAAUCCCUGUAAGAAAUGAUUGUGACUAUGAGAAGGCUGUGUGUGAUGGACUGAGACGGUUUAUCUUGUUUUAAAUGUGCCAUAGAGCUGCAGAGGGCAGCUGUGAAUAUAUAUUUUUCUAAGCCAGUAAUUUGCUUUAUUGUAUGUUUGUGCGUGUGCGUGUUGGUUUCCUGUCUCUCAAUGAGCCUUGAUGCUUUAGCCGAGGCUGUACAUUCUCUUUUAUAAUAACUUGUGUUUAUGUUUGUUUGUGUGUGUGCGAGAAAGUGUCUCUGCAUAUUUUAAUGUUCGCUGUUGUAUUGACUCAAUUGUGUGUAAGUGUGUGUAUAUGUAUGUGUAUG
Danio aesculapii is the source of this 2722-nucleotide messenger RNA. RefSeq names its product WD repeat containing, antisense to TP53 (gene wrap53). The record is from RefSeq and is a predicted model, not a curated record. The coding region runs from base 237 to 1841 and encodes 534 amino acids. Gene Ontology annotation, molecular function: protein binding; RNA binding. NCBI's taxonomy places the organism in Eukaryota, Metazoa, Chordata, Actinopteri, Cypriniformes, Danionidae. Gene Ontology annotation, cellular component: Cajal body. The transcript is spliced from 11 exons. Gene Ontology annotation, biological process: Cajal body organization.